Messenger RNA from Penicillium concentricum, 1608 nucleotides. Its product is annotated as cytochrome P450. Bases 1 to 1608 code for a protein of 535 amino acids. The record is from RefSeq and is a predicted model, not a curated record. The transcript is spliced from 10 exons. NCBI's taxonomy places the organism in Eukaryota, Fungi, Ascomycota, Eurotiomycetes, Eurotiales, Aspergillaceae. Gene Ontology annotation, molecular function: heme binding; iron ion binding; oxidoreductase activity, acting on paired donors, with incorporation or reduction of molecular oxygen.
AUGGCUUUCCUUUACAACCUCAAUUGGACCGAGGUGGAAGCUCGAGUUUCGCCUAUAGUUCUGUGCCUACUUAUUCCCUUUAUCUUUUGCUCUGUGGUUGCGGCCGCUUUGGUGUUUACUUCAUAUACCGUGGCUAACAGCCACGUUCCUUUCCCUACACGCAAAGACCAUUUCGCGAUCUUAUACCAGCAGUACAAGUUUGUCGUGGAUGGGCCGGGCAUGAUAAAGAAAGGCUAUGAACAAUUUACUAAUGGCUUAUUCGAGAUCCCACGGACAUUCCGCUUCGGUCAGGUCAUAUUAUGCCAGCCAGAGUUGAUUGAAGAACUAAGAAAUAAACGGAGUACUAUUGUCUCCCCCGAGCCAUGGAUUGAUCAGCUCCUCCAGAUCUCUCAUGUUAUGCCUGGUUAUUUCCCCAAGGGAAUGGGAUGGCCCAAGAUUGCUAAAACUACUCCUGGUCUGAUUCGCGCCACGGCUUAUAAACACCUGCAUCGGUAUAUACCCGCUAUGAAUCAGGCAAUUAUCUCGCAGCUGCAGACCCUAGCCUUCAAAGACGGGGAAUGCAACGUUGGCUGUUUUGACCUGGCAUACUCGAUCGUAGCCCGCAGUGGUAGCUUUGCUAUUGUCGGUUCGCGGCUUUCUCAGAAUGAGGAAUAUCUUAAAGCUGUCAAGGAUCACAUCCUUGGGAUGAUAGUGACCACUCGGGUACAAUUUCUUAUUCCAGAUUGUCUAAAACCCUACAUUGGUGGCCUCAUCAGUUGCCUUGCCACUCUUGGGACUAAUUGGGAUAUGCAUGCCUCGCGUAAGAUUCUGCUCAAACACUUCGAUGCACGUGCAGCAGAAUAUCACGCUGAGAUAUUCAAUGGCAACAAACCUAGUGAGACUAAUCUUAAUGAAUCGAAAAAUCCGGUCGAAAUCUUCCAAUGGCUGUAUGAGAGCAGUGUUAUUCGGGAGCGAUGGACAUAUUCAGAGGUGAUAGGCGAAAUGCUGCUUCUGCAAUUCGCCUUUAUCUACACCACGUCCUAUGGACUCUACGGUGCCCUGGUUGAGCUAUCUCGACGGCCCGAAUAUAUUGCGCCCCUGCGCGAGGAAAUUGAUCUGGUUUUCUCUGAAAUGGGACCAACCGUUUCAGCCUGUGAUGGUAUGGUUUUGAUGGAUAGCUUCUUGAAGGAGUGCCAGCGACUGCAUCCCCCUUCAGCACUCUCUGCUCAUCGAGUCUGCGUUACUGACCUCAAACUUUCUAACGGUAUCACGCUCAAGCAGGGCUCCCACGUUGCGGUCCCAAGUGGAAUCAUUCAACGAUCCAGCGAGCACUAUCCAAACCCCGACGCAUUCGACGGUUUUCGGUUCGUCAAACGUGCAGCAGCUGGAGCCAAGGACUCCCGACUGGUCGACCUGAGCCCUGACUAUCUAGUAUUUGGAAUGGGCGCACAUGCCUGCCCUGGACGAUGGAUGGCCACUGCGCUCAUGAAACUCGCAUUCGCGCAUAUCCUAAAUCAGUAUGAUAUACUACUGCCCAAUUCGGCUUCCACCCAUGUGACUGGCUCCCUUUCAUUCGAGGAGUUCUAUGUACCCAACUUCAGGCUAAAGAUUGCUCUACGGCAGCGCUAG